CGGAGACCGGAAAGGACGACGGGGUUAUGCCACUGCGGUUGGAGGGAAGAGUCGAUUUCGGGUCUUUUUUUUGUAAAUUUUCCCCUCGUCAAGUGCAGCAAUGUUAAUGACACAUCCCUGGAGCAGGUGGGACCUGUAGCCCUCCUGAUACAGAGUCAGGGACAUUACCACUGCGCCACAAGCGUCAGGAGUGGGCCCGGAUAAGUCGUCAAGUUUACCUUUGACGACUUCUGACUGUGAUUUCCCAGCGUGAAUCAUCAGAUGUUGUGGGUCAAAAUGAAAGAAAGAAAAAGAAAAAAGUUCUUUCUAUCUUCAAAAGCUCAGCAGAAGAAUAUUAAAGUAAUUGGACAAUGGAAGUCAGUGAAAAUAGAUCCAACCUUCCUUGGUGAUGAAGAUUUUGGGGAUCUGGUUUGUUUUGAAGAGCUUACAGAUUAUCAGUUGGUUAGUGCUGGCAAGUUGACAGAUGAAGAAACAAGAAAAAGAAAGUCCAAUAUUUCGGAGGUGCCAGAAUGUUCAAAGAAGCAGAAAAUCAGUGGUGAUGAGUUACCAGAAUCGAUACAAGCCACAAAGAAAAAGAUGAACAAAAAGACCACUGUUGACCAGACUCUGGGUGAAGAGGGGAUUACUGACUUCUCUGAGGAUAUGAAUCAGCUUGAAUGUUCAGAUAAAAAUGAAACAGUAGGGGCAGAAACAAAUGUUACUGCAGUUUCGAAGAAAAAGCAAAGGAAGAGGAAGAAAAAGAAGUCUGUAGUUUCUCAGUCCUCCACUCCAGCCAUGAAAGUGAAAAAUUGGACAAUGCAUCAUUCCUGUUCAUCUGAGCAGACAACUGAUAUUUCUGCCUGGAAAGACCUAUUUGUCCCAGAACCAGUACUCUGUGCCCUUAGUUCUCUUGGUUAUACUACUCCUACUCCCAUCCAAGCCCUGGUACUGCCACCUGCUAUUCGAGACAAAUUAGACAUUCUUGGUGCUGCAGAAACAGGCAGUGGUAAAACACUGGCAUUUGCUAUUCCCAUGAUUCACCUUAUUCUAGAAUGGAGGAAGGCUAAAGAUGCUAAAUUGAAAACAAGCGAGGAAGUACAGCAAGGCAUCCAAGAUACAAAUGACAGUUACAAUGCAGUCAGUGAUGUAUUGAAAAACACUAGCGAACACCUGGAGGAAGAUGAGGAAGUGGAUGGGAUUAAAGAGAAACCUGAAGAGAAUGAAAGCUCUGUAAAAGUGAUCAACCAUGUAAAUUUAGAUUCUCAUGCAGCUUCCAAUAUUGAAAAUCCACUAUUGGGCCUUGUCUUGACUCCAACAAGAGAAUUAGCUGUCCAGGUAAAGCAUCAUAUUGAUGCUGUUACCAAAUUCACUGGGAUCAGAACUGCAAUAAUUGUUGGCGGAAUGGCUGCUCAGAAGCAGGCAAGGAUUUUGAAUGGCAGACCAGAAAUUGUGAUUGCAACGCCAGGGAGAUUAUGGGAACUGAUAAAGGAGAGACACUCACAUCUCUCUCAUUUGAAACAGCUCCGGUGCCUGGUUAUUGAUGAAGCAGAUCGCAUGGUUGAAAAGGGACAUUUCGCAGAAUUGUGUCAGCUAUUGGAAAUGCUGCAAGACAAGGAAUACCAUCCAAAAAGAAGAAUCUUCAUAUUUUCUGCAACUUUAACCAUGGCUCAUCCGGCUCCUGCAAGAAUACUGGGAAAGAAGAAUGUCAAAACAAUAAAUACAGAAACAAAAUUAGAAGCCCUGAUUCAAAAAGUAGGCAUCAAAAGAAAACCAAAAAUAAUAGAUUUAUCCAGGAAGGAGGGUACAGUUGAGACUCUCACUGAAACUAGGAUCCACUGUGAAAUAGAAGAAAAAGAUGUCUACCUAUAUUAUUUCCUGCUUCAGUAUCCAGGCCGAACAAUGGUCUUUGCAAAUAGCAUAGAUUGUAUCAAACGUCUGAACUCAUUGCUCACUAUCCUAGAAUGUAAUCCACUGCCACUGCAUGCAAAUAUGCAUCAGAAACAGAGGUUGAAGAAUUUAGAAAGGUUUUCUGAAAGAGAGAGUUGUGUUUUAUUAACCACUGAUGUUGCAGCUCGAGGUCUGGAUAUUCCAAAUGUACAGCAUGUUAUUCAUUAUCAGGUUCCUCGCACCAGUGAAAUAUAUGUCCACAGGAGUGGGAGAACAGCUCGAGCCACAAAAGCAGGUCUCGCAUUGAUGUUAGUUGGGCCAAAUGAUAUGAUUCACUAUAAAAAGAUUUGCAAGACAUUGGGCAAAGAUGAAAAUAUUCCUCUGUUUCCAGUACAAGCUAAAUGUAUGUCUGAAAUAAAGACCCGUGUUAAUAUAGCAAGAAGUAUAGAAAAGAUGGAAUACCAGCACAACAAAGCACAGCAACAUAACAGUUGGUUUCAGCAAGCUGCUGAAGCUCUUGAAGUUGAUUUGGAGGAUGAUGUCCUCAUGGAUGGAGGCUGUAACACUGAUGAAAGGCAAAGGCAAAGGAUGCUAAAAGCAAUGAAGAAACAGCUGAAAUAUUUGCUUUUGCAACCAGUGUUUAAGAACUACCUGAAGACUAAGUACCCAACACAAUUUGGUAGGCUAACAUUGCCUAAGUUACCACUAGCCAGCCAAGAAACUGCUUUAAGCACUGUCAAAAAGCAUAAAAAUGCAAAAAAGCGUAAGUUGUGUGAACAAAUACAAUGAAAGAAGUAUUCUUUUGUUAAAAUAAUUGAUGCAACAAGCUCAUUCCAGUGUAUAAUUCAGUGGCUAUGCCUUUUAUUGCAUUUAAUAAAAACCCAGAACUUGUACAGUA
Molecule: messenger RNA, 2764 nt
Organism: Chiloscyllium plagiosum (whitespotted bambooshark)
Lineage: Eukaryota; Metazoa; Chordata; Chondrichthyes; Orectolobiformes; Hemiscylliidae
Source: RefSeq, a predicted model, not a curated record